UUGCUUAGCUCUCACAGCCAUUUCCGGAAUUUGUGUGAAAUAAAUUUGGGUUACUGGUUCAAUCGUGGAUAAUUAUGUCCACAAAGAUACUCAGAGGCCUGGAGCACCUCUGCUAUGAAGUCAGGCUGGGAACUGGGGCUGUUCAUCCUGGAGAAGUCUCCGGGGAGAACUCAGAGACCUUCCAGUACCUCAAGUUGCUGAAAGCGUGUUUCUGCUGGAGUUGGUUUGCGGUGUCACUUCGAAGACUGUUCUGCUGUAUUCGCAGUUACCUGGCCCAUAGCCACCUUUGGUCAUACCCUAAUGUCAGCCUUUACAUGAUGGCAGAACCACUUCAGCAUAAUGAAGUUGCAGAUGCAGAUUUAAGCAACAGGGUCACAGGAAGUUCUAUGGAAGACAAAACUGGUAGAGAGAACUGCAUAGCUGCAGCUGAUAAAGAAAAUACUGUGUCACAUUCUAAUUGGAUUAAUGGGAAGCCAAAGAAAUUGCAAUGUUCCUCUAAGAGUGCUUUUUCUAUUUGCUAUGAUAAGAGUUUCUUGAGUUUGUUAGUACCACCUCCUAAAGGGGGCACUUGCCAUCGUUGUGGUCUGUUUGGAAAGCUCAGAUGUUCACAGUGUCUGCAAACAUACUAUUGCUCUGUAGAUUGUCAGAAAAAAGAUUGGCCAGCACAUAGAGUAGUUUGUGAUCCCAUUAAACAGAAUUUAAAUAAUAGCAAAACCAAGACGGGAGUUUAUCUUAAGGAGGAAGUGAGGUUGAGUUUUGCUGUAGAUGUUGUUCUUCCAGAUUCUGAAGACUGCCAAAAUAAAAUUCCCUUAGAAAUGAAGUCUCAUUUAACUUCAGGAAUAGAUGGCAAAGGAGACUCUUCAAGAGUAUCAGAAAACCAUUCCAAGGGAAGUGAAAAAAAAAUACCUGAAGAUGAAGACUUUACUCACUGUACUAAUUCAGUUGCCAAGUUUGUCUCUUUAAGUAUCGGAGAUGAAUUUUCUGGUGUGGUUUCGCACAUUCAAAAUCCAGACACCUUUUUUUGUCAGCGGAUGCAAAGUGCCUGUCAGCUUGCUGAGCUUGAAGCUUCUCUUAAUGAAUACUGUGACAAAUUUCCCAGUAGUCCAUCUUUCCGUCCUGCUGCUGGCAAUGUGUGCUGUGCCCAGUUCACAGAAGACAACCUUUGGUAUCGUGCUGCUGUUACAGCUUAUGUUUCUGAAGACACUGUUUUGGUGGACUAUAUGGAUUAUGGUAAUUCUGACUCUCUUCCACUGACCAGACUUCGUCCUAUAAUUCCAAGAUUAAUGGACUUGCCAGCCCAAGCCAUAAGAUGUAGCCUGGCAGGUGUAAAGCCACCAUUAGGAACAUGGACCUCAGAAGGUAUUUCUUGCAUGAAAAAACUGGUGAAAGACAAAGUGUUGACAGUAAAAGUAGUGGAUAAAAAGAAUUCUAGAACUGUGGUGCAGCUUACAGAUGCAUCAGGUACUCCAGCAGUAAAUAUAUCAAGCCGUCUCCUCGAGGAAGGCUUUGCAGCUGAGGAGCUGAGCAUGGCCUUACCAGCAGCCAGAGGGAGUGAUGUUGAGCAGGCCAGUGAGGACACAACGAACAAAAGAAUGUGCAAGUGGAUUAAAUUAACUCUUAACCAAACACUCAGUGUCAUAGUAUGUACAGUGUACAAUCCUGGAGAAUUCUACUGUCAGAUUUCAAACAGCCAUGAGUUACUUGCUCUGAACUCACUUAACAAAUCAUUGUCUGAACACUGUCAGAAAACACCACCAGAUGUUUUUGAGCCUAAGAAUGGAGACCCUUGCUGUGCUUUUUACUCUGAGGAUGGUAACUGGUACCGUGCUGUGGUGCAAAAUGUUACUUCAGAUGGAAUUGUUCGAGUGAGCUUUGUGGACUAUGGAAAUACUGAGGAAGUACCACUGGAUAAUAUCAGACAGAUCUCCUCCUCAUUCCUAAAACUUCCAUUUCAAGCAAUUAAAUGCUGGCUCUCAGGUAUAAAGCCUGGAAAUAGCAAAUGGAGUCCAGAAGCUACAAAAAGAUUUCAUAUGUAUGCUUCAGGCUUAGAGCUUCAAGCCACAGUAACUUCCCUUUCUGAAGAUGGGGCAGGUGUGGUGCUUACUGACAAUUCCACAGAUUGUCCAAAAAUGAUCAAUGAGAUACUAACUUCAGAAAAACUGGUUGUAAAGGUUGUAAAGGAAGUUCUACAAGAUAACAAUAACUUUCCAAAGUCUGUUGACCAAAAAGCAACCUCACUUGGGCACUGGAAGUCAAUUGAAUUGGCUGUAGAUGAAACCAUGUCUGUCUGGGUAACAGAAGUUGUAAGCCCAGACUUGUUCUAUGCUGUACCAGUUCCAAAUAAGGGUCAAAAGCAGCUCCUGAAGGAGCUGAUUUCACUGGAAGACUAUUGUAGAUCUUGUAACAAACAGGCCUUCCAACCAAAGCUGGGUGAAGCCUGUUGUGCUCAGUUCUCAGGUAAUGGCAAUUGGUACAGAGCUAUUGUUCUGGAAGCUUCCCAGUCUUCAGUGAAAGUACUCUAUGGAGACUAUGGCAGCACAGAAACUUUACCCCUUUCAAAGGUGCUGCCAAUCACGGAUUCCUAUUUAAAGCUGCCUUUUCAGACAAUUACAUGUUCACUUGCAGGAAUAGAGAAAGCUGAGUGGUCUCCAUUAGUGCUUGACACUUUGAAAAAACUAUUAUUGAAGCAACACGUCACAAUUACAGUGAAAGGGAUUAAUGGAAAUGUUAAUUUAGUAACAGUGGAGAAACACUUUGAUAAUGGUUAUGUAAAUGUAGCUGACAAACUGCUGAAGGAGGGUUUGGUCACAUCCUGCAGUGCUGAAAACUCUCAUGAUGAACAUCAAGGUAAUGGAGGUGAGACCAAAUGCUGCUGCAUGGAAUUAAAAGUGCAAGUAAGAUUCACUCCAAGCAAUGCAUUCUUUUUUAUGUUUCCAGAAUUCAAAAGAAACCCUGGCUUGAAAAGCAUAAACAAGUCCUACUCUUCCUUUUAAACAAGUUUGGGAAUCCAGAUGGAUUCACUGAUAUGAAAAAUCUGCUGGAGCACUAAGUCUCUGACAUGCACCAUUUCAUUUGCAUGUCCACCAAGUUGCUGCAGUUCCUUUUUUUGAAGAUCAAGAGCAUCAAUGAGGGUCACUUCAUAGAAACUGUGCUGUUUAAGUUCCUGCAUUUAUCUGUAUGCUUGCAUUGUUACUGUGACCCAAGCAUGUAACUUAGAGGAUUGCAAAGCUGCAAGCUAAAAUUUCUGUUCUGUUCUCAUUUUAUACCACCAUGUGCUACUAAACUUUUUGCUUGUAUUUUCUUGUUGAAUGCACAGAAGUUUAUGGAAUGGCCAUUACAUUGUGAGUCUGUUCUGCAGACUUGCAUUUGAAAUUAUUGCAAUUGUAAGGCUCACUUAACUUUGGUACCAUUUAUAUUACUUGGGAAACUACCUUUUUUGUUUAUUCAUCUUUCAAUCUAAUUUCUGGUCUAAAGUUAGACUGAGAUUUGUUCUUCAUAAACUUGAUUUGAGUACCAUUAAAAGUUGAAUGUUGUCUUGGACUGCAUACAGGUAGUUCUCUAAAAUCAGCAAAUACUUUAUUGUGCACAGUUCUUUCUUUACACUUAUGCUGUAUAAUAUGCAUCUGUGAAUGUUAUUUUGAAGUGAAUUGUAUUGAAGCUGUUUUGUGUGUAGCUACAUCAUCAGGAUCUCUACCCCAUGAAGUUUUUUCAUCAUCAUAAAAAAGACCCAUUCUAGGCUAUGACAAAAAUACUGCAUCAAAUUAUUAAAGAGUUUUUCAGUAUUUCUUCAGUUGAAUACCUAGUUGUCAUUUCUGAGUAAUUCAGGAAUGUCAAAUUAUUCUUUGUAGAACACAGUAGCCAUUUGCUGAUUGAAAGUGCAGGGUCAGCCUUUUUGUCCACUUAAAGCACACACUUCAAGUUUGGGCUUUUGCAGAUUGGGAGAACCUGGAGAUUAAAAUCGUUACAAAAUA
Molecule: messenger RNA, 3971 nt
Organism: Cyanistes caeruleus (blue tit)
Lineage: Eukaryota; Metazoa; Chordata; Aves; Passeriformes; Paridae
Source: RefSeq, a predicted model, not a curated record